Messenger RNA from Dendrobium catenatum, 892 nucleotides. RefSeq lists its product as uncharacterized. Lineage: Eukaryota; Viridiplantae; Streptophyta; Magnoliopsida; Asparagales; Orchidaceae. The record is from RefSeq and is a predicted model, not a curated record. Gene Ontology annotation, molecular function: acyltransferase activity, transferring groups other than amino-acyl groups.
CAGGUAACAGAUUUCCAAGAUUCCGGCUACUGCAUCGGCAUCAGCUGCAGCCUUCUCCUCGCCGACCCUCUCUUCCUCAUCCGCUUCCUCCUAAAAUGGGCACACACGCAUAGCCAACUUACCGCCCCCAGCUCCCUCGCCACCUCCCCCAUCUUCUACCUCACCAACUUCAGGCCCUCCCCUCUCCCGGCCCACCUCGCCGCCGUCUCCACCGUGGCGCCGCCCACCUCGACCAUCCUCUUCCACCUCCCUCCCACCACCGGAAACAAAUCUGGCGCUUGGCCUUCGGCAGGCGAUAACUUCACCUUUCUGCGUAGCGACCACGCCGGUGGCGUAAAGGUGGAGUUUUGUGUGAACGGCGGCGAAGAACGGGGCGGAGGAGAUAAGACGGCGCGGUGGGAGGAGCUAGGCGCCGGCGAUUUGGUGCUCGGGGAUAAGAAUGUCCCGGUGGGUGUUUCGUAUCGGAUCGUGCCGGGUGGGGAUGGAGCGGGGGCGGUGAUUGCCAUGGUGCCUAGCGAUGGUUCGGAUGUGUUGGUGAGCGUAACGGUUCCGGUUUCGGCCAAGCCUUAGGACUUGGAACUGAAGAAAUAAGGAUUUCAAAUUGCUUUGUGAAAUUGUGAUGGAUUUAAUAUAGCUUUAUCAAUCAAAAUUUACGUUACACAUAUCAAUUUACGGUUAGAAAUUCAGAAACAAUUUUUUAAUAUAUAUAAUUUGAAUGUUGUAUUGUGGUUUUUAAUAUUAUUUGCAUAAGAAAAAUACUAUGAUACAAGUUUUAACUUAGGUUUGCUGAAGAAAAAAAAAAUGUUGACUAAAAGUAAUUCGAUGUAAAAGUAAUAUGUAUUUGUAAUAUUUGAAGUUGUUUGAAUGAAUAUAAAAAGAAUGCAUGAGAUUA